Alosa sapidissima (American shad) is the source of this 965-nucleotide messenger RNA. RefSeq names its product proteasome 20S subunit alpha 6b (gene psma6b). Lineage: Eukaryota; Metazoa; Chordata; Actinopteri; Clupeiformes; Clupeidae. Gene Ontology annotation, cellular component: nucleus; proteasome core complex, alpha-subunit complex; proteasome core complex. The transcript is spliced from 7 exons. Gene Ontology annotation, biological process: ubiquitin-dependent protein catabolic process. The record is from RefSeq and is a predicted model, not a curated record. The coding region runs from base 98 to 838 and encodes 246 amino acids.
GUAACUAGUAAAUUACUUCCGGAAUCGACCUGCAUGUUGCAGCUUCAAUUUUAUUCCAAAGUGUCUUCAUUGUUGUGCUCUUGCUUUUUCAAAGAAAAUGUCUCGGGGGUCAAGUGCGGGGUUUGAUCGGCAUAUCACUAUCUUUUCACCAGAGGGAAGACUCUACCAAGUUGAAUAUGCUUUCAAGGCUAUUAAUCAGGGUGGACUCACAUCAGUGGCAGUCAGAGGGAAAGACUGUGCAGUGGUGGUCACACAGAAAAAAGUACCGGACAAGCUGCUGGAUGCGGCCACUGUUACUCACCUCUUCAGAAUCACAGAGAACAUUGGCUGUGUUAUGUCAGGGAUGACCGCUGACAGCAGAUCUCAAGUCCAGAGGGCCAGAUACGAGGCGGCCAACUGGAUGUACAAGUACGGUUAUGAGAUUCCAGUGGACAUGCUCUGCAAAAGGAUUGCAGACAUCUCUCAGGUUUACACUCAGAAUGCUGAAAUGAGGCCACUGGGCUGCUGCAUGAUUGUGAUUGGUGUAGACGAAGAGUUGGGUCCACAAGUGUACAAAUGUGACCCAGCCGGCUAUUACUGUGGGUUCAAGGCCACAGCAGCAGGGGUCAAGCAAACAGAAGCCACCAGCUUCCUGGAGAAGAAAGUGAAGAAGAAACUAGACUGGACCUUUGAGCAAACUGUGGAGACGGCAAUCACCUGUUUGUCAACGGUGCUUUCAAUUGAUUUUAAACCCUCUGAGUUGGAAAUAGGAGUUAUCACCACUGCGGACCCAAAGUUCAGGAUCCUGUCCGAGUCAGAAGUCGAUACCCACUUGGUUUCCCUGUCCGAAAGGGACUGAAGAGAGGCAGGAGGCAUUUAGAGAGAGACCAGUCGGACCCAGUUACAGAGUGGUGCAAGCCUUGUUUCAUGUAUAUUUACCCCGUUCCAUUAAAGACAUUUUUGAGAAAAAAAAAGUUUUUUUUUUU